GUUUGCUGCUUUUGAUGACCCUGAGCAGGCAAGUGAGCAAUCUAGGAAUGAGGAGUUGGGUCCGCUGAAUCUCAAUGCAUUUGAUCUUAUAAUUCUCUCACAAGGACUGAAUCUUUCAGCAUUAUUUGACCGAAGGCAGGAUCAUGGCACCAAAGGAACAGCCACAUGAUGAUGCAUGGGUUCAUGCCCGAAAGCUAGAUGGAAACCGUCAUCAUUGGCAAUGUAUUUAUUGUGACUACAUUGGCAAAGGUGGAGGAAUAACUCGAGUGAAAAUGCAUUUGGCUGGUGGGUAUCCUGAUGUUGCAAAAUGCAAGAAAGUUCCAACGGAGAUCCGUAAAUUAUUUCAAAGCAAGCUUAAACAAACAAAGGAAGAUACAUUAAAAAAGAAGGCAAGAGUUGAGGAAGAAUAUCAUAGGGCUACACAGGAACCGGUUUAUGAUCAGUAUGAGGGUUGCGGCGAUGAAGUCGACCCGGAUCUCACAGCUGGGAUUCGUGCAUCAUUGGAGCAUCAGUAUACGGUCGAUGAAGCAAUGAGGCAUCGACGACCUGACUCACAAUUUGAGCAUGGCACUGGUAGUGGAAUCCAGAGGUCAACCAGCAUGAGGCAACCAACUGCUCCUUCUCAGCUAGGCCGAACUAGUAGCAUGAGAUAUGGUGGACUCCGUGGUUUUAUGAGAGGUCUUGGCAGGAGGUCCGCACCAGAUAUUGUUGAUAUUGAUCCGCAAGCCUAUCCCCCACAAACAGCGAAACAGACACGGAUUGACGAUGCAUACACAAAAGAAAAAAAACGGGAUAUUGGGAAGGCAAUUUCAAAAUGGUUUAACUUUCAUAGGAUUCCAGCCAACACAGCCAAAGGUCCAUAUUAUCAGAGCAUGAUCUCCUCUAUUCAAAAGUCUGGCACGGGGAUCCAACCUCCAACACCAAAGGAGAUUCACGGCGUGUACUUAGAAGAGGAGGUGGCAGAAAUAAAGGAUUGGAUCAAAUCCUUCAAGAGGCAAUGGGAAGAAUAUGGGGUGACAUUGAUGUGUGACAGUUGGACAGGACCAACAAGAAUGAGUAUCAUCAACUUUCUUGUUUAUUGCAAUAGAAGAGUGGUGUUUCAUAAGUCCGUUAAUGCUUCUGAAAAGAUCCAAGAUGCAAACUACAUUGAGAGCUUGAUGGACACUAUGGUAGAGGAGAUUGGACCACAGUAUGUUGUACAAAUAAUAACCGACAAUGGAGCGAAUUUCAAAAAGGCCGGUUUGCAAUUGAUGGAAAAAAGAAAAACUUUGUUUUGGACUCCAUGUGCAGCUCAUUGCAUAGAUCUAAUGUUGAAGGAUAUUGGUGAGUUGGAUGCGGUCAAAAAAUGUGUAGCUCGAGCACAAUCAAUUACAAAAUUUAUAUAUAAUCAUCAUUGGGUCCACGCAUUAAUGCAAAAGUAUGUAAAUGGUGAGGUACUUCGACCUGGAAUAACUCGGUUUGCUACCAAUUUUAUUGCAUUAAAAUCAUUACAGCAAAAAAGGCAAGGCUUGAAGGCAAUGGCUAGCUCACAAGAGUGGUCUGAAUCCAGAUAUUCAAAAUUGAGUGAUGGAAAGAAGAUAGAAAAGGUCAUUCUUUCCUCUAGAUUUUGGGAUAGUAUAGCAGAAAUCAUAAAAGGUGUGGAACCACUUUAUAUUGUCCUCCGUAAGGUCGAUAUGGACAAGCGUCCACAAAUGCCGUAUCUUAAAUAUAUGUUGAUUUCAGCAAGAGAGGAGGUCAGGAAAGCAUUCAAAGAUGAUUUUAAGGCCGACCAAUACGUACGAAUCAUUGAUCGUCGGACCGAUGUUCAUAUGGAUCAAGAUAUCCAUAAUGCAGCGUAUUAUCUAAACCCAGCAAUUCAAUAUCGAUAUGCUCUCGGAACGCAAAAUAAUUUCCUAACGACACUACGAAAUGUUAUAUAUCGGCUCUUGCCAAACACUACCGAGGCAACCGAUGCUCUUAUGGAGGGUCGAUUAUUUCGAGAAACAAUUGGUUCAUUCUCCGACGUUGUAGCUGUAUCGUGCCGUUACACUAUGGAUCCUGUCGAGUGGUGGCUACAAUUUGGAGGCGAUGCACCACAUUUAAGGAAGGUUGCCGUUCGUAUACUUUCACAGACAACAACAUCUAGUGGUUGCGAACGUAAUUGGUCAACGUUUGCAUUGAUUCAUACGAAGGUCCGCAACAGACUCUCCUACAGACGGUUAGAGAAACUAGUAUUUGUCCAUUAUAACAUGCGGCUAAAAUUGCGAUGUGCUGAGUUGGAUAAGGAGCCAGAGGAACCAGAUAUUGAUCCCAUUGACCUCCAAUUCUACAACGAAGAUUCAGAGCCAAUGUUAGAUUGGGUUGAAGCAGCAGAGAACCAAGAGGAUCCUCUACUUGAUGAGGCGGGAGAUCCUCAGCGUCCUUCGCGUUUUAUCACCGAGGCAAUAGAAGAAGAAGAAGAAGCACAACCCCAACAGGUGGAAAAUCCCCCUCGAUUACAACAUGGUAUGAGUCAAACUACUCGAGGAAAGGCACACUCGUCUGCCCAACGUGCAAAGGCAAAGGGGAAGGCAGUAGCAUCAGUUGCAUCGUUGGAAAGAAUCGAGUCGGGCGACGAGACACCUUCACAAUCACAUUCUCUUUCUCGCUCGGUCCAGAGACAUGACAGCAACACGGACAGCAGUGCCUCGACAGAUGAUGGCGGUGAUGCCGGGCAGUCGUUGGUCUCGUCUACACAACUUGAGGGUGGUGAAUGGACCGAGGAGCAAUAUUUUACACAUGCCACUCAAGAUUCAGAUCAUGGAACUCGACAAGGUACUGGUCAAGUUUAUGCGCGAAAGGGGAAGGGGAAGGCAGUGGAUGAAUAUGAACAAAUGCGACAGAGUAUACAUGAUAUUGACACAGAAAGAGACUCAUCGUAUUCACAGCAAUCGUAUUAUGGAGAAUCAUAUGGGCAACAACAGUAUGGUGAUAGUUGGACAUCCUUCUCUGAGCAACAGCAUGAUACAGAACAACAUCAAUAUAUGCCUCAAGAGCUGCCUCGGACAAAUAUGAUUCAUGACGAUCAAUCUACGAUCAGCACCACAUUGAUGCAUCAAUGGCAUACGGUGUAUCAAUACACUAUGUCAUGGGAUCAAUUUCAUGAUUGGGUCCAACAAACGUAUCAUAUUGAUAUGUAUCGGAUCGAGGACCCUGAUCCACCACCCGUGGAGGCCCGUCGUUCGUUUUGGUGGUAGAAUUAACAAUCAGAUAUUUCAAUCUAUAACGAGCUGAAAUACGAACCUCGAACAAGACUACCUCAAAGCCCGAAAAAGAUAUGUGAUGCUAUUCUUACCUAAUUUACAUUGAUUUUGCUAAACUUAUACUAUUACUAUAUUUAUUUGUAACUUGAAAACCCUAUCCUAACUUUUUUUUUAAUUUUCAGGUAUUUUCGGAGGGGUAAAUCGGUGAAAUCGGGUGUACCGCUCGGUACACCUCGGUAUACCGGUCGGUACACCCGUACCGUACCGUACCGAGCGCGGGUCGAAACGCCGGUACGGUACGGUACGGCGAACCUUGGUAGAAGCCCAGGUUAAUUUGAGAACAAAAUGCCCACUAUUCUUUGUUCUUGCUAUAGUCCUUGGACAUGAAUUUCAUGUCACAAGCGAAGUGCCAAACACAUUGGGUUGUCUUACCUAACCAGUUGAUAUGAGAAAACCAUACAAGGAGAGGAAAUGAGUUAAAAAAAGGUAGAUAAAAGAGAUAGGAGGUAUUCAGAUGGUUCUUAGAGGAUAUUGACAAGCUUAGAGUUUCUUUGGGAUCUGACUGACAACUUUUCACAUCUUCUAAUAGGUGUUAUGUGCAUGCUAUAGAAUAUUAGGCUUUUUGCAUUGUAUCUCUGAUUGCAGAUAUUCCAAGAUGCUUGACUUCCAAGGAUAGAUGCAUAUGAUUGCAGAUCUAGGGCUCUAUUUAUCAACUGUUUGCACUCGAUUCCCUCUUCUGCUCCUGAUAUUUGCUGUUCUUAAAUUAACAGUUAUAUCUGCAAUUUGAUUUCUUCAUAUAUUUGUCAUGUUCCUUGCAACUCAAAGGCCAUUGUCCUUCUGUGCAAUGUAGCAAUUGAUCAUACAUCAUCAUCUUUGAGUUCUUGAUUUUCUUGCUGCUAACAAUUGAUGAUACCAUCUUUAAGAAACCAUAUACAUAAUGACAUUUAGUUUUUCUCAUAAUAGCAUUCCCCUAUGCGACUUGAAUUAUGAAUCUUUU
Messenger RNA from Musa acuminata AAA Group (dessert banana), 4218 nucleotides. RefSeq names its product CBL-interacting protein kinase 8-like. The transcript is spliced from 6 exons. The coding region runs from base 144 to 3215 and encodes 1023 amino acids. Gene Ontology annotation, molecular function: protein serine/threonine kinase activity; protein dimerization activity; DNA binding. Lineage: Eukaryota; Viridiplantae; Streptophyta; Magnoliopsida; Zingiberales; Musaceae. Gene Ontology annotation, biological process: protein phosphorylation; signal transduction. The record is from RefSeq and is a predicted model, not a curated record.